CCUCGUAUCGUUCUGUCUCUCUCGAUUCCUCAAGCAGAAUCAGUAUAUAUAUAUCAUCACUUUCUUCCAGAUAGCUGUCAUCAAGUUCUUUCUGUUGUGAGAGUACACGAAGGAAUCACAGCGAAAGCAUGGAGUCCAGAAUUGUUCAUACUACCGAUCAUCACAAGAGGCCAAGCGUCGUGGAGGAGCUUGGUCCAGAGGAGAAGAAGAAGAAGAAGACGAUAAUAAAGUACAAAGAGUGCCUAAAGAACCAUGCAGCUUCGAUGGGAGGGCAUGCAACAGAUGGGUGUGGCGAGUUCAUGGCUGAAGGAGAAGAAGGCACGCCUGACUCUCUCAAGUGCUCAGCUUGCAAGUGUCACAGAAACUUCCACAGAAAACACUUUGAAGCUGAAGAUUCUGAUGAUAAUAGCCCUUCUUCUCUACAUUAUGAUUAUCAUCCUCAUCCUCAUCAUCUUCUUCUUUAUUCACAGAAGCUUCCAGAUCAUGAUGGUGCAGAUGAUCAUCAGGUCAUGAAACCCUUGUUGAUCAAUGAUUUGUGUCUGGGAAGUUACAAUAAUAAAAGCGGCUCAAAUGCUUCUUCAGAUCGUGAGUCUGAUGAGAAGAGGGUGAUGACGAGGAAGAGGUUCAGGACCAAGUUCAGUGAAGAGCAGAAGGAGAAGAUGCUGAGAUUUGCAGAGAAGGUUGGGUGGAGGAUGCAGAAGGGGGAUGAAUCCAUGGUUCAGCAGUUCUGUGAAGAACUUGGAAUCAAGAGAAGAGUGCUCAAAGUGUGGAUGCACAAUAACAAGAACACUUUCUCCAAGAGAAACCUCAUAAUCUCCUCCACCUAAAUUAAUUUUCAUUGCAAUUUCUCAUUCCUCAUGAGGCUUUUGUUAUUGCCCUUUCAUUAGUACUGACUUAUUUUUCUCACCCUUUUCCUUCCUGGCCAACUACUUUUAUUUUUUGAUAUAAUUUUAUCUGAUUGAAUCAUAUUCCAGCAUUGACAGAUCAGAUUAAAAGUACCUCUUUCAAAAUUUUUAAGCAUUUUCUGCAUUCACAAACUCAAUUGCGACCUUAUUCUUAAGCAGUCACAUAUAGAUCAUCCCCUAGAACCAAUACCUAUUAGUUCCUUCCUGGCCAACUAUUGUUUGUUUGCUUUCAAAGGAUUGCUGCGCCUGAGUUUGAGGAAUUAUUGUAGUA
Messenger RNA from Prosopis cineraria, 1176 nucleotides. Its product is annotated as zinc-finger homeodomain protein 4-like. The transcript has a single exon. The coding region runs from base 129 to 827 and encodes 232 amino acids. NCBI's taxonomy places the organism in Eukaryota, Viridiplantae, Streptophyta, Magnoliopsida, Fabales, Fabaceae. Gene Ontology annotation, biological process: regulation of DNA-templated transcription; regulation of developmental process. The record is from RefSeq and is a predicted model, not a curated record. Gene Ontology annotation, molecular function: DNA-binding transcription factor activity; transcription cis-regulatory region binding. Gene Ontology annotation, cellular component: nucleus.